Macroventuria anomochaeta is the source of this 1564-nucleotide messenger RNA. RefSeq names its product tannase and feruloyl esterase. The transcript has a single exon. The record is from RefSeq and is a predicted model, not a curated record. NCBI's taxonomy places the organism in Eukaryota, Fungi, Ascomycota, Dothideomycetes, Pleosporales, Didymellaceae. Bases 191 to 1564 code for a protein of 457 amino acids.
CGACUUUACGAGCAUCAAGGGUGGUCCUUUACAGCCAGCUUUGGAUGGGCUGAACUUCUGCCAAGUUAAGGUACAUGUUACACAUCAAGGAACCAAUGACAAGGUCUUGAUUGAAACAUGGCUUCCGUUAACCAAUGACGAGUGGAAUGGGCGAUUCCAAGCUACAGGAGGCGCAGGAUUCGAGACCGGCAUGUUUGGUGGCCAUCUUGGGCAAGCCGUUCGAGACGGCUGGGCCGCAGUAUCAACAGAUGGAGGGUCCGGCAGUCACGACCUCUCCCGAGUCAAAGAUGGAAGUUGGGCGUUGAAAGACAGUACCGAUGGUACGCUCGACUGGAACUUACUGCACAACUUUGCAUCACGAAGUCUUGUUGAUCAAGUUAAGAUUGGCAAGGUCAUCACUGAACUAUAUUACGGCAAAUCCCCACAUCACUCAUACUGGAAUGGAUGCUCCACCGGCGGAAGACAAGGUUACAUGAUUGCACAGAAAUACCCAUAUCUUCUGGAUGGUAUCCUCGCCAAUGUGCCUGCGUUCAAUUUUGUCAACCUUGUCACUGGCGAAUUCUGGUCCCAACUGGUGAUGAAGCAGCAGCAGACAUUCAUGUCAAACUGCGAGUUCGAGUACUUCAGAUCGAAGGCCAUCCAGAAGUGCGACAUGAUAGAUGGUGUACACGAUGACAUGAUCAAUGACCCGGAAGCCUGCGAAUUUGACCCGUUUGACAUUGUUGGCGACGAGAUCCAGUGCGACGAGAAGCACGUCUAUAUUACUUUGGAGAUGGCGACUGUAGUCGAGCACAUUCUUAAUGGUCCAAAACAAGUGCCAUGGGGACCCAUCUUCCAUGGGCUCAGUCCCGGUGUUCGAUUCAAGCACCUGGCAAAUAUCAGCAUAUCGGAAGACGGUACAAGGUCACAAAAUCCGUUUGGAAUAUGCGAAAGCUGGAUGAAGAACAUCGUCCUCAGAAACCCUUCCGCUCGACUAGAUUACCUCGACAUCACUUCGUACUUCGGACAUUGGGCCCAGGUCAAUUACGAACUUGGAGGUCUACUCAACACUGCUGAUCCAGACCUAUCGGCAUUGAAAGCGUCUGGCACUAAGUUGCUUACAUGGCAUGGCAUCGAUGACACUGUCAUUCCUUAUCAAAAUACCAUCGACUAUCGGAAGAGAGUUGAGGGUGCGAUGGGUGGUGCACAUGCGGUGGAUCAGUUCUAUCGACUUUUUCUUGCACCAGGUGUAGAGCAUUGUGGAGAUGGUAUAGGACCAGUUCCCAGGUCUUCCCUUCAGACACUUGUUGAUUGGGUAGAAAGGGAUGAGGCACCAGAAAUACUAGAAGCCGAAACGACGAACGCUAAGGGCGAGGCGGUCACCAGAGAUCUGUGUGCAUACCCUGGCAGGUCGAAGUACAUGGGUCUUGGUGACGCGAACAGGGCUUCAAGCUGGAGCUGUGUAGGCGGAACGGAGAGACCCGAGACCCUUUUACAAGACCAAGCCAAUGAGCGCACAGGUCGAAUCUUGGGAGGUCUAGCAGAUCGCUUCAAGGGCUUGGGGCUCGCAUUGAGCAUUAGCUGA